Xyrichtys novacula (pearly razorfish) is the source of this 269-nucleotide messenger RNA. The record is from the annotation of a GenBank genome assembly. Lineage: Eukaryota; Metazoa; Chordata; Actinopteri; Labriformes; Labridae.
UGAUCCAGGUGGAUGGCAGCAGAGGGGCUCGGGUGUCCCGUUUCAAGCAGCAGCUGGUGAGCGGAGCCCGGCCGAGGUCACCCUCAGGGACCCUGCCCCCCUCGUCACCUACUCUGCGCUCCACACUCGCCCCGUCAUCGUCAUCCGAUCCCGGCUCCGCACGCAUCGGAACAGCAGCUCUGCUGCAUGACAAUGGAGCUCUUUUAAUUAUCGGGGACAGCGUUCAUGCUCAAGUGAUGACGGCUACAAUGUAUUUGCUGCGGUCAUGA